Molecule: messenger RNA, 537 nt
Organism: Aspergillus tanneri
Lineage: Eukaryota; Fungi; Ascomycota; Eurotiomycetes; Eurotiales; Aspergillaceae
Product: translation machinery-associated protein 16
Exons: 3
Coding region: 1-537 (178 amino acids)
Cellular component (GO): nucleus
Source: RefSeq, a predicted model, not a curated record
AUGCCGAAGUCUCUCCAGAAGGUCCAAAAGCAUAUCGCUAAAAAGCGUGGAGUCGUCGAAGCUCUUCAUGAGAACAGCCGAGAUGCGAAAAGGCUGCGUCGGGCCAGUGCGAGAGAUGAUCGAGUCGCUCGAGUCAAUACAAAUCUAUCCCGAGGAAGACUACAUUAUGUGGACCGGAUUACCUAUUUCCAAGAGAAUAUCCCUGAGGAAAGUGAGCCGUUUUCCGAUAGAGACAUGAUGGACGUGGUCACACGGUAUAUAAACCGCAGCGUCCCUGAGAUCGAACAAUUACAAAGUGAGCGCCGGAAAGGCCGACCUCCCAGUAAGCGGGAAGAGGUCUUGCUACAACGAACUGAUUUAGAAAGCAAGGAAUAUAAGACGGGUUUCUGGAUGCCUGAUAUUAGCCAGAGAGAUGUGAUUAAGGCUCUUGCGGCAUGGAAUGGCGACUGGUCUGGUCUCAGUACGAUGAAAUUCAUUCGGAUCACCAAAGAUGGUGGGAAACAGUCGUCGGCAUUUCCUCCGAAAGGAAUGUCAUAA